GGUUCGUCUUGGCGGGAGAGCCCUUGGCGAUCGGUGCGAGCGCGAGCUGACCUUCUAUCGCUCCCUAAGGUAGAAUAUCGAUCGAUUUCGAUGGGAAAUGGGGGCGAGCAGGAGCCGGUCAUCCACGACGCCGAUUAUGUGGAGGCGUUUGAAAGCUUCCUAGAGGAGAAUCACUUGUCGGAGCUGGAGAGGAUCUUGCUCCUCGAGGACGAAUCCAAGCACUACUCAGUCCAUGUCGACUUUGCGGAACUUCUGGAAGCCCAUCCCAAGCUUUCUCAUGAGCUCUACUUUCAACCAGGAAAGGUUUUGCCUCUAUUCGACGCAGCAGCAUUAGCAGUAUUGCAAAAACUGGACAAAGGCAACAAAGUGAUGAAGCGCGUUCAUGUACGCUUGGUGGUACAGGGUUCCGCUUUGGAACGUCCAGAAGUAAAUCCAAGCAUUGGACGCAUCAGAGUGAAGCAUCUUGGAAAACUUGUAACUCUGAAAGGAACAAUAAUCCGUUCAGGUGGCGUCAAGAUUCUCGAGGGAGAGCGCGAGUACGAGUGCACAAAGUGCAAGCACAGUUUUAAGUUGUUCCCGGAGCUGGAAACUGGCAGCGGCGUUGAGCUGCCACGAAGGUGCCCCUCUCAGAGAACAAAGCCAUGUACUGGUUCAACCUUCCGUUGCAUAGAGGACUCGAAAGUUUCCCAUGACUAUCAGGAGAUCAAAAUGCAAGAGAAUCUGCAAACGCUUGGUGUCGGCUCUGUUCCACGGUCUAUUGUUGCUAUUUUACAGGAUGAUCUCGUAGACACUGUCCAGGCCGGAGAUGACGUUGUUGCAACUGGGGAACUUUUCUCCCGAUGGCGGCGAAGCUGUAAAGAUGCCCGUUGCGAUAUUGAAAUAAUGCUCAGGGUCCACUAUGUGCGGAAAGCAAAUGACUUGAAGGCGGCAGUCGACGUACCUGAAGAUGUUAUCCACCAAUUUGAGCAAUUCUGGAAGGAAUUCGAGAGAGCGCCAUUCAAAGGAAGAAAUGCCAUACUACAGAGCAUAUGUCCUCAGGUGUAUGGGCUCUUCACCGUAAAGCUAGCGGUUGCCUUGACGUUGGUUGGUGGAGUUCAGCGUGUAGAUUCUUCUGGAACUCGUAUACGAGGAGAAUCACACUUGCUUCUUGUUGGAGACCCGGGCACUGGGAAGUCUCAGUUUCUAAAAUAUGCAGCUAGAUUGAGUCAUCGCUCGGUUGUGACAACCGGUCUAGGAAGCACCAGUGCAGGGCUUACGGUAACAGCAGUUAAAGAUGGAGGAGAAUGGAUGCUCGAAGCUGGGGCACUGGUUUUAGCGGACGGUGGACUAUGUUGCAUUGACGAAUUUGACAGCAUUCGAGAAGCAGACAGAGCCACAAUUCAUGAAGCUAUGGAACAACAGACACUCAGUGUUGCAAAGGCUGGGCUCGUGACAACGCUUAACACAAGGACGACUGUUUUCGGUGUAACCAAUCCUAAGGGCCAAUAUGACCCUCUGCAGCCUCUUUCCGUGAACACCACCUUGUCUGGGCCACUCUUGAGUCGUUUUGACAUCGUUUUGGUGCUUCUUGAUACUAAAAACCCAGAGUGGGACACCAUUGUCUCUUCUCACAUUUUAUCCGAGCAUAUGAAGCAAAAAUCGGUGAACUGUGUCAGCAAUCUCACGGGUUUUUGGACACUGGCAAUGCUGAGGAGGUACAUUCUUUAUGUGAGGGACCACAUUCGUCCUGUUCUUACGGCCGAAGCCGAGAAGAUCAUCAUCAGUUACUAUCAGCUCCAGCGGAGAGCAGGCGCUCAGAAUGCAGCAAGGACGACCAUAAGGAUGUUGGAAAGCCUGAUAAGGCUCGCACAAGCGCAUGCGAAGCUUAUGUACCGGCGACAGGUUACCAGAGCAGAUGCUAUUGCGGCGAUUGUGUGCGUAGAAUCGUCGAUGACAACGUCUGCUAUUCUGGACAACGUUGGGAACGCACUGCAUUCAACGUUCUCGGAGAAGCCGGACGCAGAGUGUAAGCAAGCGUGCCUGUUUGCGGCUGUUUUUGGUUGUAAAGAGCUUUUCAGACACGGAGCUAGAGCGCAAGAUACUGGUUGCACUUGGUCUGAAUCGGCAGGAUCCCUCCAACAGAGGGCCCGUCAUGCAACGCUGCUCCAGCUUGCUGAAUCAAGUGGAUACGGAAGCUGGGAUUAUAUUCCCUACCCAAGGUCAUCAAGGUCCUCAAUAAACUAUUGUGGCAUUUCUGGGUCGACUUUUAAGUUACAGCACUGUGAGAGUUUUUUUCUAUCAAUUAAAACAAAUAAAUAAGAUGGGUUCU
Molecule: messenger RNA, 2308 nt
Organism: Selaginella moellendorffii
Lineage: Eukaryota; Viridiplantae; Streptophyta; Lycopodiopsida; Selaginellales; Selaginellaceae
Product: probable DNA helicase MCM9
Exons: 19
Coding region: 91-2298 (735 amino acids)
Biological process (GO): double-strand break repair via homologous recombination
Cellular component (GO): nucleus; MCM complex
Molecular function (GO): single-stranded DNA helicase activity; ATP hydrolysis activity; ATP binding
Source: RefSeq, a predicted model, not a curated record